GUAGUGUGUGGCGGGGCCGCGUGUGGCGGUUGUGGCGCGCAGCCCUCAGACGGGAUGGAAGCGCAGGGGGAGGUGAUGGCGCAGCUGCGGAGCCUGGGGUUUGAAUCCUCCACUGCUCGCCCGGCGUCUGGCGAGGAGCAGGCGGAGACGACGGAGGGGUUGCCGGGCGAGAAGAGGGCGGCGAGCAUGGAGGAGUUGCCCGUCGGGGAAGCAGUGGUGAGGAUGGAGGAGUUGCCGGGCGAGCAGAGGGCACCGGUCGCUCCGAGCGGUAGGAAGGUCGCUGGGGAAGAGCGAGCCCCAUCGCCCCCCGCCGAAGGAUCGCGCUGCUCCCCGCUGCCUGCGGGACCCAACGAGCGUCCUGCUGCCGCACCCUCUUCGGACUCGGAGAGUGAUACGGAUUCAGAUAGUUCAUCAACUACAUCCUCUUCCUCUUCAUGUUUGUCUUCAGCAGUAUCUGAUGAAGAUGAUCACACAAAUGAGAAGGAUAACAUAUCUUACUGUGUUAAAACAAAAGAUGAAUUGCCUGUUAAUGAACUGCCUCCUGUUGAAGAUUUAUCAAUAAUUCUGACUGAUGAUGUUGAACUAAAGCUCUUUGGGACAGUUUCCAGCAUCAUUGAGCAACUAGUAAUAAUUGAAUCACAGAAAGGCCUACCUCCAGUAAAUGAGGAAAGCAUCAUUUUUAAAGAAGAUCGCCAAGCAGCAGGAAGGAUAUUUGAGGUAUUUGGGCCCGUUUUACAUCCCUUUUAUGUGAUAAGAUUUAACAGCCCUGAGCAUAUCAAAGCAAAAGAUAUUAAUGUGCAAGAUCGUAUGUAUUUUGCUCCAUCAGUGGAGGACUUCACCCAGUAUAUAUUUGCAGAGAAACUAAAACAGGAAAAAGGUUCAGAUGCAUCUUGGAAGAAUGACCAAGAGCCACCACCUGAAGUUUUGGAUUUCAGUGAUGAUGAAAAAGAAAGAGAGGCAAAGCAGAAGAAAAAGAAGCCUCAAAACCAAGGAAAGAAGAAACUCAGAUCAGAAACAAAUGCUACAAGUGAGGACAGAGGGCAUUAUCAGUCCAGGCAACCGCCUGCUUCAGGUUAUUCAAGGGGAUACCAUAGCGGGUUCUCCAGGGCUCCUUGUCCUCCUCCAUCAGGCCCACCAGGCUUUUUGAGACCACGAGUACAAUCUCCACAACUAUGCUCCUCAGAAAACAGAAUACAUCAGGAAUCUCCAGUGUUUCCACAACCUUAUAGAAGAGAGAAUCCAAUGAUGCAACAGUACACCUUUCCUCCUCCAGCUUUUGGUUCUGUUAAUGAUAUGCAUCAAUUCCAACUUCCACCUCCAAAUCCGAAUAUGCUUUGGACAGGCCCAAACAUGUACAACUCGUACCCGUUUUUACCGCCUCCGCUGCCACCUCCUCCACCUCCUCCAGAUAGCUAUCAGUUCAGGCCUUGCUAAGUUUCCAUAAAGGUGGAAUAUAAAGGGAGGAAAAACAGGCUUCCAAGCCUGUAUUCCCUUGUGUUGGAAAUGCUUUGUUUUUCUGUGACAGCAGAACAAAUGCAGAGUUUGAUACUUUGUGGGACAUACAUAGAAAGCUGGUUUUUUUCUAUAUAUAUUUUCUAUUUCAAAAAAGAAUACUAUAUGAUAAAAAGAACUGGACAGUAAAUAGUGGCUUAUUUUUAUAGUAUCUGCCAGUUUUGGAUGAUAAAUGAGAACCUGUUGAACACUGGUAUGUAGUGGUGAAAGUUUAUUUUGUAGUAAAUUUGUAAUAAAUUUAAGAGAGUAUUGCUA
Molecule: messenger RNA, 1767 nt
Organism: Calypte anna (Anna's hummingbird)
Lineage: Eukaryota; Metazoa; Chordata; Aves; Apodiformes; Trochilidae
Gene: NAF1
Product: nuclear assembly factor 1 ribonucleoprotein
Exons: 8
Coding region: 55-1434 (459 amino acids)
Biological process (GO): ribosome biogenesis; box H/ACA snoRNP assembly; pseudouridine synthesis
Cellular component (GO): sno(s)RNA-containing ribonucleoprotein complex
Molecular function (GO): RNA binding
Source: RefSeq, a predicted model, not a curated record